Molecule: messenger RNA, 558 nt
Organism: Morus notabilis
Lineage: Eukaryota; Viridiplantae; Streptophyta; Magnoliopsida; Rosales; Moraceae
Exons: 3
Coding region: 1-558 (185 amino acids)
Source: RefSeq, a predicted model, not a curated record
AUGAAAAUCAUGCCGCAACCCUCAAGCCUUGAGAUGCCAAGAGGGGGCAAUGAUGAGGACACGACUCUUCAUUGGAAUCAAAAGCAGAAGGAGGAGUUGUUGCAACUCCUAGUAGAGUAUAACUGUAAAUACAAUGGUCGGAAACCGGUCCAAAAAAAUUGGAAAGAUUGGGCAACUGAACUACAAAAAUAUUUUAAGGAUCCAGUUACGGCAGCCAAGGUUCAACAGAUGAGAGUGCAUCUAAAAGGCAAGUUUGAUAAGGAGGUUAUACUACGUACAACCACAGGCCUUGGUUGGGAUCCUGUGACAGGCGCAGUGACUUGUACGGACGAGUAUUGGGAAGAUUUUGCUAAGAAUAAGAAGUGGGCUAAUGCUGCGAAGAAGCAGCCCCUUAAAAACUUUGACCUGUACUGCGAGGCCUUUGGUAGUACCCAUGUAGGUGGAGAAUUUGCAAAGGGAUUGGAAAACCCGACCACCGAGCAUGUAGACACAAUUCCAAUCCCGGCUGAAGAAGGUGAAGGGAGGGGGGGCGAUGUAGCAUUCGUUAGGCAACGAUGA